CCCUGAUGAUGUUCCGGAUGAUGAACCUCGAAAACGUCCACCACGACGGGUUCAUCGUCGGGGAUCAGGUCCCCGUGGACGCGGCGGCCAUGUAUUAUGACCCGGCGACGAUGUUUCAGUCAGUGAUGGGCCAGGGGGGUAACGGGGGGUGCUUGGUGUUUGAUGAUGGUGGUUAUGGUGGGGUCAAGGGGGUUGAUGAGGAGGGGGUAGCAGGGUUGGGUAAUAAGAGAAAGAAGAGAGGAGGUCAUGAAGAGGGGAAGGGAGGGAUUAAGAAUGAGAAGCAGAGGAGAUUGAGGUUGAGCAAUAAGUACGAAGUCCUUAAAGCACUCAUCCCUAACCCUUCUAAGCCCGAUAGAGCGACAAUAAUCUCAGACACAAUCAACUACGUCCAAGAACUCCUACGAACAGUCAACGAGCUCAAGCUACUGGUGGACAAGAAACGCCGUUGUCGAAAAUCUGAAAUCCAGAAAGCUGAGGCUGGCGGAGAUGACGUGGAUAGCACGUGCAUGAAGCCCCUUCAAGAGUUCAAGGGAGCACUGAGGAGCUCAUGGUUGCAAAGGAAAUCAAGAGACACUCAUGUAGAUGUCCGCAUUGUCGAAGAUGAGGUGUUCAUCAAGCUCACUCAACACAAGAACAUUGACUGCCUGCUUGUUGUUGCCAGGGUUCUUGACGAGCUUGAGCUUGAGAUGCUUCAUUUAUCUGGAGGAAAUAUUGGAGAUCUCCAUGUCUUCAUGUUCAACACUAAGAUCCACGAGGGUUCUUCAGUGUAUGCAGGGGCAAUCGCAAAGAAGAUAAUGGAAGCAAUGGAUAUUAAGCAAGAUGAGGUGUCUGUUUGCUUCUAGGGUUUUGUGUUGGAAUUGUUGUUAGGUGAAAGGGACAGAGUUCAGUUGGUAGGAAUGUGCAGUGGAUAAUAUUGUGGCAGUUGAGAUCCUUUAGAGCACUAUUCCUUCAUGCAUGUGGGUUGCUUUCUGCUAUAUGAUCUUGCAGCAGACGGUAGUGCAAUUUCUUUCCUGAACAAUAACCCAUGUCUCUAUUUGUUUUCAUGAUUUUAUUUAGGUUAAAUAAGAUUUUACGAUAAGAUAUUAACUAGCAAGAACAAUGUUAUUAAUCUCAUGGUCAUUAAUUUAGAUUUGUUUUCCUCUUCUUAA
This is a messenger RNA of Asparagus officinalis (garden asparagus), 1148 nucleotides long. Its product is annotated as transcription factor EAT1-like. The record is from RefSeq and is a predicted model, not a curated record. Gene Ontology annotation, molecular function: protein dimerization activity. Lineage: Eukaryota; Viridiplantae; Streptophyta; Magnoliopsida; Asparagales; Asparagaceae. The transcript has 3 exons. Bases 6 to 842 code for a protein of 278 amino acids. Gene Ontology annotation, biological process: anther wall tapetum development; regulation of DNA-templated transcription.